AUGCUGCUUCUCACGUUUGGAAUUCGCUUCUACACAACCGAGCUCUACACAGUCAUUCAAGCCGCCAUCACUUCGCCCUUAAUUGUCAAUCGGUUGACGAUGGACCAAUCAAUCAUCAGUCAGUCUGUUGAUCAAUCAACUUUCGAAAGAAUCUUCCAACUGGAAGAUAUGAAGCUCAACAUGUCACAAAGUUCUCGCAAAGACCUCCAAAACAAUGUCAACGUUACUAGUUGCAACGUGGGGAGCAUAACGUUGUUCGUGUUGGACCAGCAGACCGGACAUUAUGUUGCCUACCUGACCAGUUCCAACAACAAACACUUCCUGCAUGUUGAUUCUCUCGAAGGACUGGGACUAUCUAGCACUGAAGUAUGGAUCGUUGCCGAAGUUACCGAAAGAGAGCAAUGUCAAGUUAAAAAAUCAAACAACCGUUUCAUGUUGCCUGUUGGCACGAGGUUCUACAGGGUCAAAGCCAAACCUUGGAACCCUGAUACAUGUAAGAAGACAGGCGGUCAAAAGUCUUAA
Molecule: messenger RNA, 522 nt
Organism: Helobdella robusta
Lineage: Eukaryota; Metazoa; Annelida; Clitellata; Rhynchobdellida; Glossiphoniidae
Exons: 6
Coding region: 1-522 (173 amino acids)
Biological process (GO): positive regulation of protein phosphorylation; glycophagy; reticulophagy
Cellular component (GO): extrinsic component of membrane; phagophore assembly site membrane; Atg1/ULK1 kinase complex
Molecular function (GO): molecular adaptor activity; protein kinase binding
Source: RefSeq, a predicted model, not a curated record